Messenger RNA from Naegleria lovaniensis, 357 nucleotides. RefSeq lists its product as uncharacterized. Lineage: Eukaryota; Heterolobosea; Eutetramitea; Acrasida; Naegleriidae. Bases 1 to 357 code for a protein of 118 amino acids. Gene Ontology annotation, molecular function: ATP-dependent protein folding chaperone; ATP binding. The transcript has a single exon. The record is from RefSeq and is a predicted model, not a curated record.
AUGCAAGAAGAAGCUGAAAAGUUUGCUGAAGAAGAUGCCAAGAGAAAGAGUUUGAUUGAUGCCAAGAAUGAAGCUGAUACUACGGUUCAUUUGUGUGAACAACAUUUGAGAGAUUUGGGUACUAAGGUUGCUGCUGAUUUGAAGACUAGAGCUGAUAAUGAAAUUAGAGCAGUUCGUGAAGCCAUGCAAGCUGAUAAUGUCGAUCAAUUGAAGUCUUCUUUGGAACAAUUGAAACAAACUCAAAUGAAGUUGGCUGAACAACACUAUAAGGAACAAGCUAGUGCUAGACAAUCUCAAGGAACUCCAAACCCAUCUGGUAGCACUAAUCCAAAUGAUGCUGAAUUCAAGGAAAAGUAA